Molecule: messenger RNA, 3237 nt
Organism: Kwoniella botswanensis
Lineage: Eukaryota; Fungi; Basidiomycota; Tremellomycetes; Tremellales; Cryptococcaceae
Exons: 18
Coding region: 1-3237 (1078 amino acids)
Biological process (GO): recombinational repair
Cellular component (GO): nucleus
Molecular function (GO): hydrolase activity; DNA binding; ATP binding
Source: RefSeq, a predicted model, not a curated record
AUGGGAGAUAAAGAACCUCCCUUAUCAUCUAUCAGCUCGCCUGAUAAGAUGAAGUAUCCCUACCUGGCUUCACUCAACGCAGCUCAGCUAAAAGCUGUGACUGCCCCACCGGAGAUACCACUUCAAAUCCUCGCUGGUCCAGGAUCAGGUAAGACCCGAGUAUUGACCUCAAGAGUAGCAUACCUGGUCCAGCAUCAUCAGUACAAACCUUAUGAGAUCGUCGCUGUUACAUUCACCAACAAGGCUUCGAGGGAGAUGAAGAAGAGGUUGCAGGUGUUGCUAGGGGACAAACAGGCAGACAAUUUGGUGUUGGGUACUUUCCAUGCAACCUGCGCAAAGUACCUUCGUCGGUAUGCUCAAUUGAUCGACUUACCGAAUAAUUUCGUCAUCGCAGAUGCUGAAGACUGCAAAAAAAUCAUGUCAACACUCCUCAAAGCUCGUAAAGAGCAGUUGGACGAAUCACGAAUGGCUCUCAAGGAAGGAGUAGUCCUAUCAGAGAUCAGCAAGGCGAAAGCUAAGGAGGAAACCCCUGAUCAAAUGGCAAUUAGAGCAGCACAAGAUCCCAAUUCCUCGACAUCAACUUUAUCAAUCAUAGCUGAGCUGUAUGGAGAAUACGAGAGUCAUCUCAGAGAAAGCAAUUCACUGGAUUUUGAUGAUUUGUUGGUAUUUGGGUUGAAACUGUUCAGAAGUGCGCCGAGAGUGUUGGAGAGCUGUAAACAUAUUUUGGUGGAUGAGUUCCAGGAUACGAAUAUAACUCAAUAUGAACUCAUGAAAUGUUUUGCGAAAGCCCACGGAGGAGUCAGCGUAGUUGGUGAUCCGGAUCAGUCGAUAUAUGGAUGGAGAUCAGCAGAGAUUGAGAAUCUGAAUAAGAUGACGAAAGACUUCCCUGGAGUACAAGCUAUAUAUCUCGAGGAGAAUUAUCGAUCCACUGGAGCUAUUCUCUCAGCCGCUCAUGCAGUGGUGUCGCAAGAUCGUGCUCGUAUACAGAAAAACCUAUUCACAUCUCAUCCUCGAAGUACCCCCGUUACGCUUAAAGUCUUCAGUACUCCAGUCAUAGAAGCCAGUUUCAUAGCAUGGGAAAUCAAGAGGCUCAUAGCUUAUUCAGGUGGAACGUUGAAUUAUGGAGAUUUCGCUAUUCUAUUACGGUACAAUGCCCUUUCCCGAGUAAUAGAAUCUGCUUUACAGAAAGAUAGUAUACCCAACAGGGUAGUAGGAGGACACAAGUUCUUCGAGCGGAUGGAAAUCAAGGAUUUGUUGGCGUACUUGCAAUUAGCUGAUAAUCCUGAUUUUACACCUGCAUUUGUACGAGUGGUGAAUGUGCCCAAGAGGUCCAUAGGAGAUAAGUCUGUCUCGGAUCUCCUAAACGCUGCUAAAGCUAUGAAGAUGUCACCUAUGGAAUUAUCAGAGAGGAUCAUAGAUGGUGAACCACUUCCCGCAGGUCUCAAAGCUGGUAUUAAGAAGAAUCUGGGAUCGUUUGUAGGAGCUAUCAGGAAGUUGCGACGAGCUGCAGAAAAAGGAUCAUCCGUUGGGGACCUCAUUAGGCUUGUGAUAGAGAAAACGGGGUAUGAAGAGUAUCUGAGAGCAUCUCAGCAGGAUUUCGACUCCAGAUGGGAGAACGUACAGGAAUUGAUUUCAUACAGUGUAAUCGUCUCUGAAGAGCAAGCGCGACUUUCAUCUGAUGAUUUCCCAGCAGAGAGGUUCAUGCCCGCCAAUUCAGCUGCAGUUGAAGCUCUAGUAAAUGUCGCUCAAGCGGAAGAGAAGAUCAAAUCUGAAGCUAGGUUACACCCUUUGUUCCGUCGGCAGUCGUCCGCAAGUGAUGGUAGUAGGAGUCGAAGUCGCUCUGCAUCGGUAUCUGUCUCGAAGGGAAAUGGGAAGGGGAAAAAUAAAGUGGUGACUGGCAAUGAUGGAGUAAUAGAGAUAUUAUCGAGCGACGAAGAUGAAAUAGAUCUCAAGCCUACGAAGAGUCAGAUGAAUGGUUUGAUCCAGGAAAAGAAAGAAGUCACAGCAGAGAUGGUGGACGACAUGACAAAUGCAUGGGAAAACAUGACACCGCUGGCCUUCUUUCUGCAGACUUCAAUGUUAUCGACUGAUACGGAUGGCGGGGAGGAUGAUAAGGACAAACCUAAAGUUACCAUCACCACUGUACACGCUGCGAAAGGGCUAGAAUGGCCAGUAGUCUUCAUACCCGCAGUCGAACAAGGUACUUACCCUUCUUAUCGCUGCACAGAAGCGCACGAGAUAGCCGAAGAAAGAAGAUUGUUGUAUGUAGCCAUGACAAGAGCUCAAAACUUCUUGACCAUGUCGCACUGUCAAUUCCGGAUGAUGGGAGGAGAAGAGAAUGAUAAAGAGGUCAGUGAAUUCGUUGGGAUGGUCAAUAGGCAUCAAUCUGGUUUACUGUCCAGCACUUUACCCGAUGUCGACUUAGCUGUCAGGAGAUAUAUCUCAACCAUGCUGUCUAGACCUCAUCCGGACGAAGACGAAGCCAGAGAAAUGGUAAUGAAGCAUGUUCGUGCUGCUCCACCACUAUCUACAUGGGAUGCGCCCGAACCUCGAGAUAAGCACUCCAACAGAUUCGCUCGAAGGGAAGUCACCAAAGCCACUCGAGCAGCUGAAUAUUGGGCAUCAGAUAUGGACGAAUAUGCUUUACCCUCUGACUCCAACUCUAGAUCCAAUCCGUAUGCUUCAACUGUCCAAUCUGGAUUCACAUCUGCUCGAGUGGGCUUGUCCUCAGCUUCAUCUUCGAUGAAAUCAAGACAACCUGCUCCGGGAAGUGGAAGUAAGAGAGAACCCAAAGUAGAGAAAGAAAUUGUCAAGAUCAAAUCUGCGAAUAAGAAUAUACCUGAAUUAUUACCUUUUACGUUCGGUCAACCAGAUCCAAUCAAGAGUGAUACGGAUAUAAAUUCGUUACAGAAAGGAGGGAUGGAUAGUCUGAGUUUUAUGGCUAAUCUUGGAUUACCUCCUGAUACAGGGUUGACUAUACCUCCUAAAUCCAAUGGCACCGGAGGUGGGAGGAGUUCGCCGUUUUUAGGCAGUGCGAGAGGGAGUAGUCCCAAACUGGGUUCUAGUCCUGCUUUAGGAGGAGGAGGAGUGAAAUUGCCCAGUGUACCCGGAUCGUCGUUGAUCAAUGGGCUUAAUAGAGGUGGCGCUGCAGGAGGAGGGAUGAACAGAGGGACGAAAAGAUUAGGUAUGGGUAGACCUGCUCCUUGGGGAGCCAGUAAGAAACCUAGAGAGGGAUGA